Molecule: messenger RNA, 3123 nt
Organism: Monomorium pharaonis (pharaoh ant)
Lineage: Eukaryota; Metazoa; Arthropoda; Insecta; Hymenoptera; Formicidae
Product: protein KRI1 homolog
Exons: 9
Coding region: 32-2431 (799 amino acids)
Biological process (GO): endonucleolytic cleavage in ITS1 to separate SSU-rRNA from 5.8S rRNA and LSU-rRNA from tricistronic rRNA transcript (SSU-rRNA, 5.8S rRNA, LSU-rRNA)
Cellular component (GO): nucleolus; 90S preribosome
Source: RefSeq, a predicted model, not a curated record
UCUUCACGUUUCGCUUGUGCGCUCAAUUAACAUGUCUGUGUUAUUCAACGACGAAAACUCCAAUUCGGACGGAGAACUAAAGAUAAAUACUAAAUACGCCAGUAUUUACGACAACUUCCGCCAAAAGGAAGAAUUACAUAAAUUAAAAGCAAGAUAUGGUGAGGAUGUUGUACUGUCGGAAGAUGAAUCCAGUGAUAGCAGUUUAUCAGAUGAAAAUGAGGAUAUUCAGAAUGCAGAAUUUGAUAAACAGUUUCUAUUAACAUUAGCUUGUUUGAAAUCUGGGAAUCCAAGCACAUAUGAAAAAUGUAAUAAUAUUAGUAAAUCUGAAAUAUCAGAAAAUGCUGAAACAAAUAAAAAAGAAAAGAAAAAAUUAAAGAAGGAAAAGCCCCUCUCUUUACGUGAUUAUGAACGUAAGAUGAUAUUAGAAAGAGAUGGACGGUUCAGUAGCAGUGAAGAUGAAGAUGAAAUAAAGCAGAAAUCUAAAUCCAAAGUUCUCACUUAUGUGGAAGAACAAAAAGAAUUAAAAGAUAGUUUCAGAGAAGCUUUAAAAGAUGAGGAUGAUGAUGAAGAUAAUGAUCUUUUAAAGAUAAAACAAAAGACAGAAGAUGAAAAACACAAAGAAGAAGAAUCGUACAAGGAAUGGUUGAAAGGUCAAGAAGUGACAAUAGAUCCCAAGGACAAAGAAAUGCUUAAACCAUUGCGUGAUUUUUGGUCGGAUCCUAAUUUAGAUCCAAAUGAGAAAUUCUUAAGGGAUUAUAUUCUAAAUAAUAAAUAUAUGAACAAAGAGUCUUAUGAUGUUAAUUUGGAAUAUAAUCAGGUUGUUCAUGACAGCGAUGAGAACUUGUCGGAAGAUGAAAAGACUAUCCAAAAACAAGAGGAAUUUGAACAUAAAUACAAUUUUAGAUUUGAAGAACCUGAUCAAGAAUUUAUUAAAAGGUAUCCACGAACGAUGGAAAACUCGAUGCGGAAGAAAGAUACACGCAGAACUCAGAAGAGAGCAGAAGUUAAAGAGAGAAAAGAGCAAGAGAAGCAGCAAAAAAGAGAGGAAUUGAAACAAUUAAAGGCAUUGAAGAGAAAGGAAAUAGAAGAAAAGAUAGAAAAGUUGAGAGAAAUCACUGGAAAUGAUGAUAUGCACUUCGAUAAUGUUGACUUUGAUUCCGAUUUUGAUCCAAAUGAACACGACAAAAGGAUGAAGGAAAUUUUUAAUGACGAAUAUUAUGCUGGUGGUGAGAACGAGGUGCAGAAGCCAGAAUUUCCAGAAAUUGAUGAAGAACUGGAUAUCGAAUCCAAAUGGGAUACAUAUGAUCCAACUACAGAUAAAAUUGACAUGAAAUCUGCGCCAUAUGAAGAACCUCAUUGUGAAGACCCAGAUUUUAAUAUGGAUGCGGAUUACGAUCCAGAAUCCCAAGACUUACAAUCUAAACUCAUUGACAGUACGAAAAAGAGAAAACAAAAGAAGCGCUCUAAAUUUGCUGAACUUAUAGCAAAAGAGAAACCCAAAUUUGAUCCAACACAAUUCCCUUCAUAUGCAGAUUAUUUCGAUCAAUAUUACUCGUUGGAUUAUGAAGACAUGAUCGGAGACUUGCCUUGUAGAUUUAAAUAUCGAAAAGUAGUUCCAAAUGAUUAUGGAUUAAGCAUUGAAGAAAUUUUAAUGGCCGACGAUAAAGAGUUGAAUAGAUGGUGUCCUUUAAGACAAACUCUUAAACAUAAACCAGAACACGUUGAAAGGAAUGAAAUUCGAAUAUAUAAAGAAAAAGCGAUGAAUGAAACACAUAAGCAAAAAAUUUUUAAGAGCUUAUAUGCUGAACCGGAAGAGAAGGAAAAAGAAAAAGAUGAACUUGUCACUGAGCAAACUGAAACUCAUAAUAAGAAACCUAGACGAAAGAAAAGAGUUAAAGCCAACAAUUUUAAUGUGGAAUAUAGUAGUAUUGAUACCGUUUCUAAAGAAAAAGCCAUGAAUAUAGUAAAGAAUCAUUGUCAUAAUAAUAAUAAGGAUAAUAGAAAGGAAGAUGAACAAAAUAAAGAUGGGCAAGAUAAAAACAUAGUACAUGAUAAUAAAAAGAAAGAUAAACAAAAUAAAGAUGAGCAAGACAAAAACAUAGGUCAUAAAAGCAAAAAGCAGAAACGGAAGAACAAAUUAAAAACCGAUGAUAACACUCCAAUUUCUAAAAAAAUAAAAAUAGAUAGUGGAACAAAGGAAGAUUGUCAAAUAAAAACAGAUACUAAUAAUAUAAAAGAAAAUGAAAAAAUCAAUAAAUCUGCAGGCCGGAAGAAAAACAAGAACAAGAACAUUCAAUAUAAUCAAACUGGAAAGCGCAAACCAGAUUAUGAUGAUCCAAUGAUGUCUUUGAAUGCAGAAAGAUUGAAGAUGUAUGGAAUAAAUGCUAAGAAAUUAAAAAAUAAGUUGAAAUAUAGCAAUAAUAAAUUGUAAUAUUAAUGUUGUAUUUACAACAACUGUAAAUAUUAGUAAAUAUUAAAUAAUAAUUUUAGAUUUUAUGUAGCAUUUGUACAUUUGUACAAAUGCUACAUAACAUCUAAAAUUGUACAUUAUAUAAAUUUUUUAUUGAUACAUGUACGUAUAAUGUGUCUGAAAAGUAAAAUUCAAUUUUUUUAAAUUAAUAAUUCUGCGAAUUGGACUGAUCGUAAAAUUAAAAAUAUCUGAUAACGCUGCAGAAAGUUUAUUGCAUUGAGUCAAAAGAUAUCUUCUCACUCUAACUUCAAUACAAAUUUUAACACACACACACACACACACACACACACACACACACACACACACACACACACACACACACGCACACACAUACAUAUAUAUUGUAAGGGUGGAUAGAGAACAGCAGUCAGCGACUGCGCGCAACCCUCAAGUAGGAGUGGCCUCGAGUUAAGGCGGAUCCGCUUUCGGAUGAUAAACGACGUUUGCGGAUUAUUAGGAUCGUAGACUGCUGUUUGUGUUUGCCUUUCCACAAUUUCCAUCUCUAAUCCACCCCGUAUGCUUUACUCGAGAGACAAAUACAUUCUAUUGAUCUGACGCGUUAUGGAUUUCACUUACCGAGUCCGCGUUUGCGCCUCUUUUCCUUUUGAUCCGUUAAAUGUUGAUGAUAUAUAGCUAGAAAUAUAAAUUUUAAU